Molecule: messenger RNA, 2728 nt
Organism: Lates calcarifer (barramundi perch)
Lineage: Eukaryota; Metazoa; Chordata; Actinopteri; Centropomidae
Gene: slc22a6l
Product: solute carrier family 22 member 6, like
Exons: 11
Coding region: 603-2291 (562 amino acids)
Biological process (GO): transmembrane transport
Cellular component (GO): membrane
Molecular function (GO): transmembrane transporter activity
Source: RefSeq, a predicted model, not a curated record
GCAGGGAGUGUGUCUCGGUGCAAAGAGGGGAAAAAAGAGCUGAGCGCAGUUAUAUGCCCCUCUCCUGAUGCUGGAGCUUACUUGCACUGAAACACUUCAACCAAACAUUGUUCGUACACAGCAAGGACUCAGCAUUCUACCUCAGUGUUUAGAGAAUGAGCUGCUAAUACCUCAAGAGGUUACACUGCACUUCUAAUAAUCCAAAGUUCAGAAAAGCCUUUGGAAUUUCAGAGGCGAUUACACACUUUGACAGGCUGCAGCAACGAAACGACUUUCACUUCUUCUUGAUUUUUUGGCUUUUUAGUUUUUUUUUGUUUUUUGUUUUUUUUUAAUAGGACUCUCUCUCUGGGACACUUUGCCAGGAUUUUAAUUGAAUUGAUUGUAUAAUGUCUUAAUUGUUUUAAUGAAGGUGCUACACUUUUUGAGAAAGCAUUCUCAUUGGAUUUUGCACAUAUUUUAUAUAAUAAGAGACGACUAAUUCAGUGGUAUUUUCACAGGUGCUAGAGCAACAUAUUCUCCAAAUAUUUUAAAGGAACAUACCAACAGCAGGAUCUAGUGCCAUUAACAUUAAGUGACCCUCUGGAGACUGUCUGCGCAAAACUAUGCCGUUUGGUGACCUCCUAGAGCAGGUGGGCAGCACAGGACGCUUCCAGAUCCUACAUGUGACCCUCCUCUGCAUACCUGUUCUGAUGAUGGCCAGUCAUAACCUGCUGCAGAACUUUGUGGCCGCUGUGCCUUCUCACUACUGCAGCGCGCACACAAACCUCUCUCAGACCCAGCUGAGCCUGGAAGAGAUGCUGCUGAUAACGGUGCCGUUAGACCAGGCGGGGAAACCGCAGAGGUGCCAGCGUUACGUUGCUCCACAGUGGCACCUCCUGGCUAAGAACGGGACCUCCGGUUCAAGAGAACUGGAAGACACAGAUGAUGGUUUGGAUGUUAACCUGCAGGGAUGCACAGACGGAUGGUCCUAUAACAUGACAGCGAUGACCUCCACAAUCAUAUCUGAUUGGCAUUUGGUGUGUGAUCUGCGAUCUUUGAAGCAAAUGUCACAAACCGUCUACAUGGGAGGUGUGCUUGUGGGAGCUCUUGUCUUUGGAGGUCUUUCAGACAGAUAUGGUCGACGCAUCCUCCUGCUCAUUUCUAACCUGCUGAUGGCAGUGGCAGGAACAUGUGCUGCUUUCUCGCCCUCCUUCUCCCUCUUCUGCCUGUCCCGGUUUGGUUGUGGCAUGGCUCUGUCUGGCCUAGGACUCAACACAUUCUCGCUCAUUGUGGAGUGGAUCCCCACUCGGGUGCGGACUGUGGUGGGAACAAUAACAGGUUACUGUUACACAGUGGGACAGCUGAUCCUGGCGGUAAUAGCCUACUUCAUCCGGGACUGGAGGUGGUUAACCCUGGCUGUGUCUUUGCCCUUCUAUGUCUUCUUCCUUUACUCAUGGUGGUUUCAUGAAUCUUCAAGAUGGUUAGUCCUGAGUAAUAAGUCUGACCAAGCCAUCAAGAACCUUAAAAGCGUGGCCAAAUUUAAUGGACGCCGCGAAGAGGGAGAAAAAAUCGACAUUAAAAUGCUGCAAGAGUCCAUGAAGAAAGAGAUGUCGUGUUCUCAGGGCUCCUACUCUGUCCUGGAUCUGUUCCGCACACCCACAAUGAGGACAAUGACAGUCUGCCUCAGUGCUGUCUGGUUAUCAACCAGCUUUGCCUACUAUGGCCUUGCUAUGGAUCUGCAGAAGUUUGGGGUAGACAUCUAUUUAAUCCAAGUGAUCUUCGGAGCCGUUGACAUCCCUGCUAAAGUUGUCAUAACUGUGUCAAUGAGUUUUAUUGGACGGCGUCCAUCGCAGUGUGGUGCCCUCAUUAUCGCUGGAGUCACUAUUUUGAUCAACGUACUGGUACCUUAUGAUAAACAGACUGUACGCACCUGUCUGGCUGUUGUGGGUAAAGGUUGCCUUGCUGCGUCCUUCAACUGCUGUUACCUUUACUCCGGAGAACUGUACCCAACCAUCAUUCGUCAGAAUGGCAUGGGCUGGGUAUCCAUGAUGGCUCGUAUAGGAGCCAUGGUGGCCCCCAUGGUGCUCCUCGCGGGGGACUACAUACCCUGGCUACCGGGUUUAAUCUACGGAGGCGCUCUGAUCCUCAGCGGGGUGGCUGGAAUAUUUCUUCCAGAAACACUCGGCUCACCCCUUCCUGACACAAUACAAGACGUGGAGGACAGGGGAUCUGGGAGAAAAUCCAAAAUGUCACCAAAGGAAGCAAUAAUCUUGCAAGACACCCAGUCGAAUCUCCUAAAGCAGGCUGCCUGAGGACAUCUGUAUUAUAUCCUGAUGUUUUUGCUGACACCUUAAUGAAAGUAGAGUGGGUACUGCUUUUUCUCCGGCCUGUUUAUUUGUUUGAUUUCCAUGAAGAGUAUAUUGUGUCUUAUGACUGCUGGACAAUUGGAGUUGCAAUGUUAUUUUUGGACAGGUCAAUACAGUGAAAUGACUAGCUGAAAACAAUCAGACCUAUGUUUAUUUGUUAUACAGUAGCUUUGAGGACUUUAGUCUCACUUUGGACCAAUUAUGUUUUAUAUUUAAAGUAUCUGUGUUAAAAAAAAAAGAAUCAUUUCUAUAUAUAAUUCUUCUGCAGGUUAAAGAUUAUGCUCUGCUUUUACUGGUGUUUUUGUAACUUCUUAUUACUUUAUAUACAACCCUCCAUUUGUAAACAAAAAUGUAUUUUCAUUAAAAUCACCUAUUCAUUUGUG